AUGAAAUCGCGUCGAUAUCAAGAGUAUCAUCAAGUCCAAGGCAAAAAGUAUAGUUUGACGGUCAUUACUGCCAAACAUUCGAUGCACACAAGAGGUGGUAAUUUGAGUAAAGAUUAUGAAAUUUUGCCAAAGGACUGUAUACAUAAAAGUCAGGACAAGCUGCUCAAUCUGUGUAAUAUUGAAUGUCAUGGUGAUCAUGAUCCUGACCACAUCCAGCAAAAACCACAUCGAAUGGCAACGUCAGUUAGGAAAACAAUCUUAAGCAAAGCUAUAAAAUUUAUGAAUAAUGCGAAGAUUCUCAGCAUAACCUCCAACACGCCUGUUAAUCAAGUUCAAUCAACUUCUACUCGAUUUGCACCCAAUUUCGAGGCAAUUCAAAAUGCUCUCAAAUAUGAUAGAAAGCUGCAUUAUCCAAGCAUACUAGAAUUUGAAAAGGUUUGUUCUAUAAUGAAUACUUACGAGAUUGAAGGAACUGUCAUAUCAAAGCAAUAUGGUAUCAAAUAUACUCAGGAUCCAAAAGAUCAAGCUGUGCUUCUUGGUGUUGUAUCCACAAUCAUGCCAGAGCUGUUGGACAAAUAUCCUGAUUUUCUGGCUCGAUCCCAGGAUCAAGAAGAGUUCGAUCAAUGGAAGACUACUCUCUUAGAUGCGAAGAAGUUUCAGGCUGCCAUCGGGAGUACAUCCUUGGCUACUGCAGAGGCUAUUGCGUCUUAUUUUCAAGUGCACUGGUUUGGCAAAUGGAUGCUGGGAAAAUGGAGAGAUUUUGGCAAGAAGAAGGCAAGCCUCCAACAAAAUCAGAAUUACAACGAAAAAAAAAUAAAUGAACAAGAAAAAUUAUUAUAUAAGAAAAAUCUUGUACAAGAGAUUGAUCAGAACACUUGGAAUGUGACUCAGUUUGCUAGUACGAGUAUUGCCAUCCAGUACGCUACUGCUGAAUUAGAAGCUGACAUUGAUGAUGCCAGUAAAAAAAAUGAAUCAGAGUCUAGGAGCCUGGAAUUAAAGAUCACUGGCUCAAUUGAUGAGAAACAAUGGUUGUGUAUUACACGUAGAAAUGAAAAAUUUGCUUGCCCAUGUGGCUUCAAUGUUAUCAGUGAUCACGAUUGCCAAAAUAUUGUAGCUGUUCAUUUGUUCAUUGACAAGUCUGAGUUUCGAAGUAAGACCAAGUUACAAAGAUCCAUAGUUGAAUCAGUCAUAAGCAGCUCUCUUGAGUCUUAUCUUCGCCAGAAGGAUACCAAUGGUCAUGCUCAGAAUGAGUUCAAGCUAUCUCAGAGAAGAGGACCCAAAAAUAAGAGAAAAAAUCAGUUAAUGCCAGGAGAGUCGAUUCAACUUCGAGAUACAAUUUUGAACAAGCCUUACCAUAAGGUUCAGAUCAAUGAAAUUAUUGGCAAUAGUAAGAUUAUUGUGGAUAUUACCUUUGAAAAUGGUAGUAUAGAGCAAUGCAUAAUUCAGCUAGCUGACAUAAUCAGGUAUGUUGACGGGCCAAUGAAGAAGCAAAUUAUCUCCUCGUUUAAAGAUUCUUAUGGAAAUGUUGUCGUUCCUACAAUGCCAUACGGAGAAAAGAAAGGCGAGCUGCAAUUAACCUGUAUAUGCCCAGUGAACACAAGUCUCAUACUCAUCCAAAGCGUGUUCCUCACUUACAAAAAUAUCCAUAAACAUGCUGCUACCUUUGCUGAAGCUGAUCAAAAUUCACAGACGUGUCAUCUUCUUCAAUUAGCAAAAACAAGACAAGUGAAUUUAUUUGGAGGUCUUUCAGAAUACUUUUUUGAACAGUUUUUUCAUGAUUCCUUGGACCAAAAUAUCCUUGUCGUUAAAAGCACAGUAACAACU
This is a messenger RNA of Ambispora gerdemannii, 1824 nucleotides long. NCBI's taxonomy places the organism in Eukaryota, Fungi, Glomeromycota, Glomeromycetes, Archaeosporales, Ambisporaceae. The record is from the annotation of a GenBank genome assembly.